Moesziomyces aphidis is the source of this 1293-nucleotide messenger RNA. The record is from the annotation of a GenBank genome assembly. NCBI's taxonomy places the organism in Eukaryota, Fungi, Basidiomycota, Ustilaginomycetes, Ustilaginales, Ustilaginaceae.
AUGUCUGGUAACGGUCUUCCUACGGUGCUUGCGGUGGGCACGGGCGAGUACACCACGGGCUUUGUGGGCAACUCGCAGUCGCCCUCGGACAAGAAACUCGGCGUGGUGGGUCUGGUGAUGUUCGACCUGCGUCGUCGCGGGCUCAUCGCACCGGAGAUCAAGAUGGUCGGAACGAACGGUGACAAGUUUGCGGGCAUUCGCGAUCACUUUAAGCGCAAUAUCGAGCACAAGUAUCGCGAUCUCUCCACCGCCUUUACCUCCUACCCCGAGGCUGGCGUUCGUGACGCGGAUGCAUACAAAGCGGCGAUUGACUCGCUUGCGCCCGGAGAUGCGAUUACCAUCUUUACGCCCGAUUCGACGCACUUUGACAUCGCCAUGUACGCGAUCCAACGCAAGAUCCACGUGCUGGUCACCAAGCCCGCCACACAAACGUUGGAACACCACCAGAAGCUGGUCGAGGCAGCCGAGAGGCAGGGCGUGCUGUGUAUGGUGGAACAUCACAAGCGGUUCGAUCCGGCGUAUGCGGAUGCAAGGGAGAGGGCUAGGGCGACGUUGGGCGAUAUGAACUACUUCUACUCGUACAUGAGCCAGCCCAAGAACCAGCUCGAAACGUUCAAGGCCUGGGCUGGGCGCGAUAGCGAUAUUUCGUACUACCUCAACUCGCACCACAUCGACGUGUGUCUGUGGAUGACAGCGGGUCGUGCGCUCCCCCUGCGCGUCACCGCCUCGGCAUCCCAAGGUAUCGCCACCUCCGUAGGCUGCGUUGCCGGAACCGAAGACACCAUCACCCUGCUUGUUGACUUUGCCAUCAUCGAUUCGGACGGCAAGGCACAGCAGGGAAAGGUGGCCACGGCCGUGUUUACAGCCAGCUGGUCCGCACCCCAGGGAGCAGGUGUGCAUUCCGAACAGCACUUCCACUACGUAGCCUCCAACGGCGAAACGCGCAUCAACCAGGCCCGACGCGGAUACCAGUUCACCCAAGAAGACCCUGCCCAGGCUGUCACCGGUGGAAGCUGCACCGACUUUAACCCGUUCUACAUGCGCUAUACCCCGGAUGCAGAGGGGUACUUUGCAGGUCAGCACGGAUACGGCUAUCUGUCGCUCGAGAACUUUGUCACCGCCUGCACGCGCAUCAACCGCAACGAACGCCCCGCCUCGCAUUACGAUACCGUCCUGCCUACCAUCAGAGACACCGUGCUUACCACCGCCAUCCUCGAAGCUGGCCGCAGGAGUCUCGAUACCAAGUCGACCGUCAACAUCGUCCUCAACGACGGAAAGUUUUCACUCCAGUAA